Messenger RNA from Xylona heveae TC161, 879 nucleotides. RefSeq lists its product as hypothetical. The record is from RefSeq and is a predicted model, not a curated record. NCBI's taxonomy places the organism in Eukaryota, Fungi, Ascomycota, Xylonomycetes, Xylonales, Xylonaceae. The transcript has 2 exons. The coding region runs from base 57 to 542 and encodes 161 amino acids.
AACUAGAGCAAGCAAAAAGUACCUUGCUUUUGGCAGUGAAUUUACAGGAAGUCGAAAUGAUGCAGACAAUCGUGCAACAAUUGGCUGCUAUGCAUGUUCGGGAUUUAACAAAUGCAAUCAGUGUUUGUUCCUAUCCUACUUACGAAGCAGAGCCUCUCAAUUGUAGCAAGGAUGCGAUCAAUCAUUUACUUCCGUGUCCUUCGGAUCUCCUCAAAAGGGCUCCAGAUAUUGAUCGGGGGAAAUGUUGUGGCCAGAAAAUAUCAAGCUCGCUCUCUACGAGCUCAGGAGCCCCAAGCUUCGAACAAAACACAGGAGGUGAACCAUCCAUAGUAAUAAAAUCCUUUAUACUGCCUGCUGAUUUCAUCUUUCGAAGGCUCGGUCAGCAACAACAACAACAGUACGAUGAUGGAGAAUGCGCUAUCAGUCAACUAUGGGAGGUCAUCGGUUGCACGGAUGCGUGCACGAGAAACGCUGAGUCGGGCAGACUUUUGGAACAUGAGGACAAUACUUGGGUUCAUGCAUUUCUCAUCAAAAAAGUAUAAACAGGCGAAAUCUCAUUUUGCAAAUAAGGACGGAAGAUUGUAUGAAGGCGAAGAAUUUGUUCUUGAAACGUCAUUCCAACUGAUGCCUUCAUCAUGGCUGACUUGGCUUGGUAUAACCUCGGCGCUCACUGCAAGCAUUACGAAAUCAAGCUACACUGGCUGGAAAGCCGCUUUGCGGGUGUACAAUGUGAAAACCCGAAACCUCUCUGAGAGUAGCUGCCUAUUAGGGAAAGCGGGAUAGCUAAUACGUAACGCAAAGGUUGUUCCGGAUAACUCUCCUGUAUUUGCCUUAUGUGCGACUGGAAAUAUUUCUGGGGUAAUGGGAUUAUUUGCUCAG